AUCAGGUGGCACUCUGGACAUGGCCUCAGAGAUGCACAUGCCAGGCCCAGAGUGCCUUAUUGAGAACAUUAAUGAGCGACUGUCAGUUAAUCCAGAAAUUGUGAAGAUCCUGUCUGCCAUUAAGCAGCCCGUUCUGGUGGUGGCUAUCGUGGGCCUCUACUGCACAGGCAAAUCCUACCUGAUGAACAAGCUGGCUGGGAAGAAAAAGGGUUUUUCUCUGGGCUCCACGGUGCAAUCUCACACGAAGGGCAUCUGGAUGUGGUGUGUGCCUCAUCCCAAGAAGCCAGUACAUACUCUAGUUCUGCUUGAUACUGAGGGCCUGGGAGAUGUGGAGAAGGGAGACAACCAGAAUGACUCCUGAAUUUUUGCCCUGGCCAUUCUCCUGAGCAGCACCUUUUUAUACAACAGCAUGGGAACCAUCAACCAGCAGGCCAUGGACCAGCUGCACUAUGUGACAGAAUUGACAGAUUGAAUCAGGGCAAAAUCCUCACCUGGUAAACGUGAGGCCAAAGACUCAGCUGACUUUGUGAGCUUCUUUCCAGACUUGGUGUGGGCUCUGAGAGAUUUCUCCCUGGAGCUGGAAGCAAAUGGGCAACCCAUCACUGCUGAUGAGUACCGGAAGCUUUCACUGCAGCUAAAGCAAGGUACUGAUAAAAAAACUAAAAGCUUUAAUGAACCUUGGUUAUGUAUCCGAAAGUUCUUCCCAGAGAACAAGUGCUUCAUCUUUGACCACCCUUCUCAGAGGAAGUACCUCACCCGCCAGGAGCAGCUACAGGAGGAAGAUCUGAACCCUGAAUUCAGAGAACAAUUUGAAGACUUCUGCUUCUACAUCCUCAGCCAUUCCAAGGCCAAGACUCUCUCAGGGGGCAUCACAGUCAAUGGGCCUCGUCUAGAGAGCCUGGUGCUGACCUACAUCAAUGCCAUCAGUAGUGGGGAUCUGCCCUGCAUGGAGAAUGCAGUCUUGGCCUUGGCCCAGAUUAAGAACUUGGCCGCAGUGCAAAUGGCCAUUGCCCACUAUGACCCAUGGAUGGGCCAGAGGGUGCAGCUGCCCACGGAAACCCUCCAGGAGCUGCUGGACCUGCACAGGGCCAGUGAGAAAGAGGUCACUGAAGUCUUGAAGAACUCUUUCAAGGAUGUGGACCGAGUGUUCCAGAAAAAAUUAGGGGAAGGGUUAGAAGCAAAGUGAGAUGACUUUUGUAAGCAGAACAUGAAAGCAUCCUCAGUUUAUUGCAUGGCUUUAAUUCAGGAUAUUUUUGGCCCUGUAUAUGAAGAUGUGAAGCAAGGAAUAUUUUCUAAACCAGGAGGUUAUCAUCUCUAUUUGAAGAAGCAGGAGCUAAAGAAUAAGUACUACCAGUCCCCCAGAAAGGGGAUACAGGUAAACUACCUACUGAAAGAGACACUGAAGAAAUAUUUGGAUUCCAAGGAAGAUGUGGCUGAUGCACUUCAACAUACUGAUCAGUCACUUACGGAAAAAGAAAAAGAGAUUGAAGUGGAAUGUAUAAAGUCUAAAUCUGCAGAAGCUGCAAACAAAAUGUUGGAGGAAAUGCAAAAGAAGAAUGACCAGGUGAUGCAAGAGAGAGAAAACGGUUAUCAGGAACAUGUGAAAGAACUGACUGAGAAGAUGGAAAAGGAGAGGGCCCAGUUAAUGGCAGAGCAGGAGAGGGUUCUAGCCCUAAACUUCAGAGCCAAACAUACCUAAGUGGCCUUACAGUCUUCAUCUUGAAACACACGUCUUUAUACCCUCAUUGACAACAACAAAAAGUUAAUGAAAACAGAAGACAGGAGAUCAAGAGAGUCAGAAGAAGACCAAGAGUGAUACAGAAAAAGAGAGAAAUUUCUUGGAUCCAGGUAACUGAGAAAGGAUUAACUUUAUCUGGCCUUAGGUCAUGUGCUCAAUCUCCCCCUAAAUCAAUCUCGGUGGCUCAGGAAUUAUGAGGUCACGCUAAUUUUCCCAGCUUGGGUUUGUCUUGAAUCUGCCAAGUUUCAUCUCAAGAUUCUAGAAAAAUCUGUCCCCAAUAUUGUUGCAUAUACUUUUAGAAUUAUAACAUGCUUUACACCUUCAAAUAGGGUAUCAUUCUAUUUUACAGAAUAAGCUUAGGGCAAUCUGGCUAAGGAUUAUUAUACUUUUCUAGCUGCUUUUGAAGCU
Aethalodelphis obliquidens (Pacific white-sided dolphin) is the source of this 2146-nucleotide messenger RNA. RefSeq names its product guanylate-binding protein 2-like. Gene Ontology annotation, molecular function: GTP binding; GTPase activity. The record is from RefSeq and is a predicted model, not a curated record. Lineage: Eukaryota; Metazoa; Chordata; Mammalia; Artiodactyla; Delphinidae.